AUGAAACGUCGCUUGCCCACCUGUCCUUAUCCUAUGGGGGGUUACCUCCCACCUCUUAAGAGACUGACAAGUCCGGAUGGUAUUCAACCCAGAAUAUCGGCCAUGCCACCUACCGCAAGAAAAUCGAGUCCGGAGCAACAGCGGGCACUGCUCGAAAAGUACAAUAUCUCAAUCGAAGGUCCCGUCCGGCCGCGCGACUGGCCUGAGAAGUACAGCUCAAUUUUCGCUUUAGUGAGGGAUGCCGAAAAAGUUUGCUAUGAAGUCUACUACAGAACAGAUGUGAGAAACGACAUCGCAAGGCUUCUGCAAGUGGCCCAGAUGAGCAAUCGAGUGGAGGAACUUGUCAGCCGAGCGUAUAACUUACGCAUGACCUCUGCCAAUGAGGAGACCUGGCGGAUGGAGACUGAAGAGUUGAUCCUGCAACGGUUCAAAGCUGAAGUCGACUGCCAUAUGUGCAAUAAACGUCGCUGGCUCUCAGAUAUACAGGCCCUUCCAUCUUGCCCAAUAGCAACAGAAAAGCUGAAACGGAUACAAUCAACAAGAAGUCUCUGCCGUUGUGAAGAGCCCGUGAGAGCAAAAUGGCUGGCCGGGUCAACGCCGCAGCAGUCAUUCAUGGCACACGCGGGCUGCACUGUCGUUGACAAUUCAAUGCUUGAAAUACAGAAUAAGGUACUGGCGCAUCACAAGCCUGACCGCGUCAUCAGCCUGGAAAGAACCCAUGAUAUAAAGCGCUUGAUGGCCGCAAACGACGAUAUAACUCCCACCGUCAUCAAGAACGAUAUGGACUCGUGUUUUCCGUUUCUUGUUAUAGAGGCGAAAUCGGAAAAGGGCACCGUUGGAUUCGACUCGAUUGAGCGACAGACAGCUUUUCCAAUUCGCGCCAUGCUGGAUAUUCAGAAACGCCUGGAAACUGCCGGUUCAGCAUAG
Molecule: messenger RNA, 927 nt
Organism: Aspergillus calidoustus
Lineage: Eukaryota; Fungi; Ascomycota; Eurotiomycetes; Eurotiales; Aspergillaceae
Source: the annotation of a GenBank genome assembly